Messenger RNA from Eutrema salsugineum, 1615 nucleotides. Its product is annotated as purple acid phosphatase 22. Bases 57 to 1361 code for a protein of 434 amino acids. The transcript is spliced from 6 exons. Gene Ontology annotation, molecular function: metal ion binding; acid phosphatase activity. Lineage: Eukaryota; Viridiplantae; Streptophyta; Magnoliopsida; Brassicales; Brassicaceae. The record is from RefSeq and is a predicted model, not a curated record.
UCUCAUCAAUAAUAAUCCAUUCUUCUUCACAAAGCUUUAAGUCUUUAGACAAUAAAAUGAAACUUUUUGGUCUCUGUCUUAGUUUUACUAUAUUGUUCCUUUGUCCGUUCUUAUCUCAAGCCAAUGUGCCGGAACUCAGCCGCGAGCCACCUCGUCCCAUCGUCUUUGUCCCUCAUGGCCGCACCAAAUCGGAUCCACAACAGGUGCACAUAUCAUUGGCGGGUAAGGACCACAUGAGAGUAACGUACAUAACGGAAGACAAGAAGGUGGAGUCGGUGGUGGAAUACGGUAAGCAACCAGGAAAGUACGACGGAAAAGCCACCGGAGAAUCCACUUCUUACAAAUACUUCUUCUACAGCUCCGGCAAGAUCCACCAUGUCAAGAUCGGUCCUCUCCAAUCCAACACCAAUUAUUACUACCGUUGCGGCUGUAACGGUCCUGAAUUUUCUUUCAAAACUCCUCCCUCAACUUUUCCGGUCGAGUUCGCCAUCGUAGGCGACCUAGGCCAAACCGAAUGGACAGCAGCAACAUUAUCUCAGAUAAAGAGUCAAGACUAUGACGUCUUUCUACUUCCCGGAGACCUCUCCUACGCGGACACUCACCAGCCACUUUGGGAUUCCUUUGGCCGCCUAGUCGAGCCACUCGCGAGCCAGCGUCCUUGGAUGGUCACUGAGGGAAACCACGAGAUUGAAUUCUUCCCAAUCAUUGAACACACAACCUUCAAGUCCUACAAUGCACGGUGGCUCAUGCCUCACACCGAGAGCCUCUCUGACUCCAAUCUUUACUAUUCUUUCGAUGUAGCCGGUGUCCACACGGUUAUGCUCGGUUCUUACACCGACUUUGAUUCUGAUUCUGAUCAGUAUCAUUGGCUCCAAGCCGACCUAGCAAAGGUUGACCGGAAAAUGACGCCGUGGAUCGUGGUGUUGGUUCACGCGCCGUGGUACAACACGAACGAGGCGCAUGAAGGUGAAGGAGAGAGCAUGAGGGAAGCUAUGGAAUCUUUGCUCUUUAGUGCUCGCGUCGACGUCGUAUUUGCCGGCCAUGUUCAUGCCUACGAACGUUUCAAGCGGGUAUACAACAACAAGGCCGAUCCAUGUGGGCCUAUAUACAUAACCAUUGGUGACGGAGGCAACCGAGAAGGCCUUGCUUCAUCGUUCAAGAAGCCGUCUUCUCCUUUAUCGGUAUUCCGAAAAUCGAGUUUUGGGCAUGGGAGAUUGAAGGUUAUGGACGGGAAAAAAGCACAUUGGUCGUGGCAUAGAAACAAUGAUUCGAAUUCACUUCUUGCUGAUGAAGUCUGGCUCGAGAGUCUUAGCACAUUACCGUCAUGUUGGCCUUCGAGUCAUUCCAAUGAUGAGCUCUAAAUCAUCAUAGCAUUAAACAUUAUAUACUCUUUUUUUUUUCUUCAUUAAUUGGAUCGUUCGUAGACAAAUAUUCAUUUUGCUGCAACUUACACUUUUAUCAGGGAUUUUUUUUAGUAUUUAAGAAUGUAUUGGUAGUUUUCUGUUCAAGUAUUGCGUGCCUUUGUUUUAGGAUCCAACAUUGGUUAGUUUGUGGGACUAAUGAAUGUCUGAUGUUUUUUGUUUGAUUUUAUCAACCGAUGUCUGAUGGAUACUUA